Molecule: messenger RNA, 292 nt
Organism: Racocetra fulgida
Lineage: Eukaryota; Fungi; Glomeromycota; Glomeromycetes; Diversisporales; Gigasporaceae
Source: the annotation of a GenBank genome assembly
AUGAGUUCUUUUAUUCCGUCUACAGAAGAAUUUAAAUUAUUAGAAGAACUUAUCGAAAUUCUUUUUCCUUUUGAUGAAGCAACACAAUUCUUAAAUCCAAGUGAAAUUGGCAUGUGCUGCUCCUUUCUCGAUCCAAGAUUUAAAAAAUUAAACUUUUGCACUGGUGCUUUACGUCACACAACCAUUCAGAAUAUGCGUCGCCAAUUUAAUGAACUUUGUCCAACACCAACCACUGAUGUUAAUACAACAAACACUAACGACAAUAAUUUGACUUCAACAUCUUUGCAUCAAC